Miscanthus lutarioriparius is the source of this 417-nucleotide messenger RNA. The record is from the annotation of a GenBank genome assembly. Lineage: Eukaryota; Viridiplantae; Streptophyta; Magnoliopsida; Poales; Poaceae.
AUGGCCAAAUCAAGCAAUGGGGCAGCGCCAGCGCGGCUGCUGGACGCCUGGACUACGGAGGCUGGCCAUGGCCCACGGCUUGAGGAGAGCACAACAGUCAGCAGUCUAGCUCUAGCCUUCCAUGCUUGCAGCAGGCAAAUAGUUAAUUGUAGUGAACAUCAGACUGAGAAAACAAGGUGUGACCUCUGUGAGAGGCUUGUGACAAAGAGGUCACCUUGGGGUUCUUGUAGAAUUGUACGCACUGGAGAUUUACCAGUUGCUGGUGUUCUCCCAUGCUCCCAUGUCUACCAUGCUGAGUGUUUAGAGUGGACCACUCCCAAGGGGCAGAAGCAUGACCCUCCUUGCCCUGUGUGCGAGAAGCUGGCUGGUAAAGAUACCGAGCAGUGGUCAAUUUGCAGGUUAAAAAAUGGAUUCUGA